Talaromyces stipitatus ATCC 10500 is the source of this 1549-nucleotide messenger RNA. RefSeq lists its product as uncharacterized. The record is from RefSeq and is a predicted model, not a curated record. The transcript is spliced from 7 exons. Lineage: Eukaryota; Fungi; Ascomycota; Eurotiomycetes; Eurotiales; Trichocomaceae. Bases 1 to 1497 code for a protein of 498 amino acids.
AUGACUCAAUAUACCGAACGCUCGAAGAAUGACAUUCCAGAGACAGCAAGCCGGUCCGGAUCAGAUGCGACCUACACAGAGUCAAAAGAUGAUCCGUUCAAUGAAACCGAUGUAUAUCAAUAUCAAAACAAGUCCUCUUACGUGGACGUAAUCGAUGUCUGCUAUUUGUCAAAUGGCCCUAAUUCGAGAGCCCCGAACGGCGGCCGAAGAGCCCAUCGUCGACUGGCUAAUGUCAUCGAAAUGUGCUCGUAUCUGAAGAAUAGCGGGAAUAGACGUGACUGUGACACUCGGAUAAUCUCCAUUUGCCAGACCUACUCUUGGGCAUCUCUCGACAUCUCGCAGGAUACACUCCAAACAAUUCUAUCUCAUUACAAUGUCUCCCGGGAAUUCACUCCAGUAUUAAAGUCUUUCUAUCCAAAGACAAUGGAACUAGAAGAAGGAUUUAUAACCUCGCCCUGGAGACGCAUCAACCAGACUUUUCCUAACGGACGUCUAGCAUAUGAAAUGGGGUACAUAUUCAAAUAUCCCGAAAUUAAAUCUGUCGACCAAACAACCGGAUUCGAGACAUGGUCUAUCCGUCAGACUGGAGUCUAUCAAAGAGUGGUGGGUGAUGUUGAUGAAGAUAAAGGAAAUAUUCUCAUCUUGUUACAUCCACGCUAUUCAUCACCGCUUCAGAAGGAGUUGGAAGCGGCCCUGGUGUAUGGAGACUCAGCAUCAAUGCUCCAUAACGCGGACGGAGAGGGGUCAAUGAUAACUAAGAAGAAUACUAGCCCUUUAGAGCUGCAUCUAUUUAUAUUGGGUACUUAUCUGUAUAACUGGCGCGCAUAUAUGAAGAAAGAAGAAGAGCUGUUAAUAAAGACAAGCUACGAAGCUUUAUGCAUCGACAUAACCGAAGAUCUACCCUUUAACGAACUUUACGAAUAUCUCUCAGGCCUGCAUAAUUUAGAAAGACGUCUUGCACCACUGAAAAGCAUCUUUUCAGCGACAAGACGAAUCCUACAACUUCUAACCAAACUAAAUGACACGUACACUCACCCCGAUAGAGUCAAUAUAAAAGAAAGACUCGAGAAUCUGGAGGAGAUGGUUAACGGAUUUGACGAUAACUUACAAUAUCUGAUCAGUCGUCUUGGAAGUAUAUCUUCCUUGCUUUCCAACACGAUUAGUCUGAAAAACGAAAACACAUCUAAUCAAGUCUCCAACAGUAUGCUCAAAUACAAUAGAUUCACGGUGGACGAUAGUGCGACUGUGCGUGUGAUUACACUGGUGACGCUGAUUUAUCUUCCUCCGACAUCUGUAUCUGGCUUCUUCAGCAUGGGUGCACUCUUCUCUGUCCAGAAUGAUGGUAUAUCGCAAAAGGCAAACACGCUAAUCACACCGUAUAUCUGGUUAUAUUUCGUAGUGGUGAUCCCUCUGACCGCGGUUACGGUGGCAUAUUGGUGGUGGAAAUCGAGGAGGCAGAGGCUAGAGAGAGGAAAGCACGAGACUUCGUUGGCUUGAUGGACUGCAAGUUUCGUUGGAAGCAGGAAUCAGACUAAAUAGGGAUAUUUAU